Molecule: messenger RNA, 753 nt
Organism: Ipomoea nil (Japanese morning glory)
Lineage: Eukaryota; Viridiplantae; Streptophyta; Magnoliopsida; Solanales; Convolvulaceae
Exons: 2
Coding region: 1-753 (250 amino acids)
Source: RefSeq, a predicted model, not a curated record
AUGAGAAACCAAGUUAUUGAUUACGCGUUAGUCCCACUAGGCCUCUUGAUUAUGGUGGCUUAUCACCUAUGGCUUCUUCUGCAGAUUAUGAACAACCCCAACCGCACCGUCAUCGGCGUCAAUGCAAUCAACCGCCGCCUCUGGGUCCGUGCUAUGAUGGAGGAUGUGUCCAAGAAUGGGGUUUUAGCAAUUCAGACAUUGAGAAACAACAUAAUGGCAUCCGCCCUUUUAGCCUCCACGUCAAUCAUGCUCAGCUCCCUCAUCGCCGUCAUGAUGACAGGCGGCGCCGCCAGGGAUCGCUCCAACGCACUUGUCUUCGGCGACAAGAGCGAUCUGGGCUCGAGCAUAAAGUUCUUCUCGAUACUGGUUUGUGUCCUGGUGGCUUUCUUCUUCAACAUCCAGUCCAUAAGAUACUACAGCCAUGCCAGCAUCCUAGUUAACGUUCCUUACCAGAAAAUAAUGCAGGCCACAUCGGAGGCUCCGAAACGCCGGUACCGUUGUGUGGUGACGUCGGAGGAGUACGUGGGGAUGACAGUGAAUCGAGGGAGCUAUUUUUGGUCUCUGGGGCUCAGAGCAUUUUACUUCUCUUUCCCACUUUUCUUGUGGAUCUUUGGACCAAUUCCGAUGUUCUUGUGUUGCGUUGUCCUGGUCUUCAUGCUUUAUUUUCUGGACUUCACCAUGGAUUUGGGGUUGUUGGCUUUUCCCACAAAUGCCAAGGAUGAAUGCAAUGGGGAUGUGGAUAACAACUUUUAG